Alligator sinensis (Chinese alligator) is the source of this 1718-nucleotide messenger RNA. RefSeq names its product microfibril associated protein 5 (gene MFAP5). Gene Ontology annotation, cellular component: microfibril. Gene Ontology annotation, biological process: embryonic eye morphogenesis. The record is from RefSeq and is a predicted model, not a curated record. The transcript has 10 exons. Lineage: Eukaryota; Metazoa; Chordata; Crocodylia; Alligatoridae. The coding region runs from base 152 to 676 and encodes 174 amino acids.
AACGUUUUCUGGGAGUGGCUGCCUAUGGCUUACACUCUGGCCAAACGGGGGACCAGCCAAAGCGGGAAGAGACGUCUGCAGCUGAAGGGAGCAGAGGCAGUGGACAGCACUCAGUGACAGGGAUCCCAUCCCUUUCCUUGCUAGCCCAGCAAUGAUGAUGACCCUGGGAGCCCGUGCGCUGCUGUGCAUCAUAGCUCUUUCUGUGCCCCCAGGUGACUGGUUUCCACAAGUAGUCAAUGGACAAUCAACAAUCAAGGCAAAUGAGCAAGGACCCUCCACUGCAAGAUCUGCUGGGUUGUAUCCAGGAUCUCCGACAGUUAGUCCUGCUAACUUUGAGGCCACAACAAAGCCGCAAGUUCUGGCUGACACUGACAGUGUGACAGGGGUACAAGAAUGCCGGGAGGAGCAGUUUCCAUGUACACGCCUGUACUCUGUUCACAAGCCUGUGAAACAAUGUAUCAGUUACCUGUGUGUGACCAGCAUGCGGCGCAUAUACAUGAUCAACAAGGAGGUGUGCUCUCGCAUCAUCUGCAAGGAGAAUGAAGUCAUGCAAGAGGAGCUCUGCCGCCAGCUGGCUGGUCUCCCACCACGACGCCUCCGCCGUUCCGGACGGCCCCUGGGCCCUCCCUGUCACCUGCCCCAGGACCAGCAGCUGUGGAAGCUCAAUGCUGUUUGAGCCAUCACUGCUAGGGGAAAGAGGAGGGUAGGGAGGAAGGAAGAGAUGCCCUUGCCCCACCCAGACCAUCCACUGCGUACCCCGAAAAGAAGCUCCCUGGCCUGCUGCAACGGCAGCCCCCACCCUCCUCCCCAGGUGCUGCCACAUGGAGUCUCCUCCCUGCUGGCCACUGGUGGCGGCUGCCAUCACUUCUCAGGUCAGAUGUGGAGAGAGCUGGGUCCUCACACCUCUCAUCCCAUGCUUGAUCUCGCAAGCUGUGAGCUGCUCAUUCCCCAGAGGUCCUUAUUAAAUGCACUUCUGCUCCAGCAGUGCCUCUCCAUUUUUGGGUGUAUUUUUCAAUGACCAGGGGAAACUGCUUUGCUCUCAUGGGGCCCUCAGUUCACUCUUGCAUUACAACCCUCAGAUACCUGCUACCUACAGGGAGAAGCUGUAGCACCUCCCAUAUAGGGGAAGAUACCCCAUGUGGUGGCUGAUUUGGCCUAUAUAGGGGCAGGAUGUACAGGGGCUGAAUUUCUCUAGUAAGAGCCACUCUGCAGAGGAAUGUUUCAAGGUGUACAAGGGGGUGGAGCUCCACCCUAUACACAGGCAUACUUUUCCUAUGGAGAGUGCAGCCUUUUUCUCUGGGAAGAGAGGGCCUGUAAGAAUUGAUCUGGCUUUCCAUUUGAGUCAAUGGCAACUUUCCCACUGACUCCUGUGGUGAAGGAUCGGUGUCUUGUAGAGGUUCUAGCACAAGCGGAGGAGGGUGGGGUGGAAAUCAGAUAUUAGAAGGAGCUCUUGGAAAUCGAAUGAGACCAAGUCUCCACUCUGCAUAUAGAACCAAAUGUAAACGUAUAUAGGUUCAGAAAUAUAUUGCAUAGGUGCUGUCCAGCAUAUAGAAAUCUAGGACUCAAAACAAUCUGAAGAAGUGAGUUGGGAACCUAUUCUGCUGCUUGAAUCUGUAGUGAAAGGAGUCCCCUGGGAGACAUUGUCUGAACACUAGAGUCCAUAUACUGCACAUGAAAAACCAUUAAAAGAAAACUUUAUUUCCUGUUAUUCUUAGCAA